AUGGUCGGUACCAACGUGAAAUUAGCUGCAGUUCCACAAAAUGUAGUUGCGUUGACACCUGAUAAUUUCUAUAAGAUUGUAUUGGAUCAGAAAAGAUGUCUUGGUCGGGUUUUAUGCCCCAUGACAUACGAAAAGGUAGCCACGGUAUUUAAGCAGGAAGAAGGUGUAGUCAUAGCCAACUUGGAUGCUGAUGCACACAAAAUCCUUGGCGACAAGUAUGGAACGCUAUACUCGAAACUGGCAAAGAAGUACAUAGAAAAAGGUUCAGGCUAUGCUUCCAAAGAAGUUAAGCGGCUUGGACACGUCCUUGGCAAGUCGGGGAGUCCGGUGAAAGCUGAUGAAUUCACACUCAAGAGAAACAUCCUAAACACGUUGUUGCUUCUUCUUAGAAGCCAAAAGCCCUGA
Eruca vesicaria subsp. sativa (arugula) is the source of this 405-nucleotide messenger RNA. Lineage: Eukaryota; Viridiplantae; Streptophyta; Magnoliopsida; Brassicales; Brassicaceae. The record is from the annotation of a GenBank genome assembly.